This is a messenger RNA of Colias croceus (clouded yellow), 1063 nucleotides long. It is a transcript of the gene Llp1, whose product is annotated as lysozyme. The record is from RefSeq and is a predicted model, not a curated record. Bases 62 to 490 code for a protein of 142 amino acids. NCBI's taxonomy places the organism in Eukaryota, Metazoa, Arthropoda, Insecta, Lepidoptera, Pieridae. The transcript has 5 exons.
UCCUGCACUCAGUUACUUGCACUUGCAUCUCGACGGUAACCGCACUACACUUGGCACCAAAAUGCGGCGGCACACGGAGAUCCUUCUCAUCAUCAUCAUCGCUUUGGUCUAUAGUGCCCAUGGUCACAAGCGGACGUUUACAAGAUGUCAGCUAUCGCGGGAACUACUGCGAUACAACUUCCCGAGGACUUUGAUACCCAAUUGGGUGUGUCUAAUCGAGCAUGCGAGUGGAAGACAAACGGACAAACUUACGAACCACAAUAACUCCUACAGCAGUUACGGUCUUUUUCAAAUAAACAACAAGGAUUGGUGCAAAAAGGGGAGAAAGGGGGGCAACUGUAGUAUGAAGUGUGAAGACCUUCUCAACGAGGACUUGGCCGACGACGUGAGAUGUGCAAAACGUAUUUACGAUCGUGUCGGUUUCAAAGCCUGGCCAUCCUCCUACGCAUAUUGCAAAGAGAAGAGCCUACCAGAUUUAUCAAGAUGCUAAAUGCUUUACUAUUUUGUGCUCUGAACGAUAGAAUGUCAUAUAUGCAAGUUUUGGUAAUUAAAUGCGCCUGCGAAAAUGUUUGAUGCAAUAUUGCGUUUGCAAGUUUUGCUCAGAAGUUAUCUUCGAUUUUUCAAAAAUUUUAAAGGCUAUGUUCGGAGUACAAAUAAAUAACAUUGUGAAUAGCGCAAGUAUGAACUUUUAAUUGACUUCAUACUUAUGCUUUUUACAAAAUAUAGUAGAAUGUAAGCAUUAGGAUAAUAUAUUUUAAUAAGGUUCUAAGUAACAGAGAUAAUAUAGAGACAUAAGAGAAAAAUUUUAAUUAAACAAAUAAUAGAAUAUAUUAUUUUUAUAAAAAAUAAUUUAAUUACUAGCCUUACUUUAAUAAUUUCACAACACUGCCUAUUUCGUAGUUACCUUAAUAAUAUUUUUGAUUCCGAAUUAUACCUGCGUUUAGUUCUAAUGCAUUUUUAGCGUAAUAAUAUUAAUAGUAGAAGACACAGUUUUUACGUUUAUAUCAAUUUAGUUUAAGGAAUGAAUGCAUACCUAUUAUUACAAUUAAAUUUAAAUAAAUAU